Schistocerca americana (American grasshopper) is the source of this 3601-nucleotide messenger RNA. RefSeq lists its product as uncharacterized. The record is from RefSeq and is a predicted model, not a curated record. Bases 1 to 1104 code for a protein of 367 amino acids. NCBI's taxonomy places the organism in Eukaryota, Metazoa, Arthropoda, Insecta, Orthoptera, Acrididae. The transcript is spliced from 5 exons.
AUGGACACGUCAGUACGUAGUUCACGCUGUGUGCCGAGUGCUCGUCCGGCGGGCCGCGCCGCGCUGCAGUGUCCGCAGGGCGCCAGGUGUGUGUCCUUGGGCUCGGGCGCAGAGUUUCGCAACGGCCGCCCGGGCCGGUCCGGCUGCGUGGCGUCCUCGGGAGCGGAGUUGAAUAACCGCCAAGCAGGCGGCGGCUCUGCACUGCGGACGUGGACGCCCGCCAGCGGCGGCGCGACGCCACGCCGCGAGGUAAACAACGUGCUUUAUGGCUGCCCGCUGCCGGCCCCGCGUCGGGACAUCUUACGAGAGGGUGGCUACUUCGGGCCGUGGCAGACGUGCAAGGAGCUGCAGUACAACCGCGAGAUCUGCGGCAAAGACGUGUCCCGCUUCCACCCAGUCGAUGCUGUCUACUUCGCGGGGGUGGUGGCGGCGAUCGGCGUGGCGUCGCUGGGCGUCUUCUGCGUGAUGAGCGUGCUGCAGAUGGCGAUGGUGGCGUCCAAGGACCAGAUCUGCAUGCCCUACAGCGCCGUCGUCAUCGCCAAACUGGCGCUCGCUCUCCUUGCCACACUUCUGGCGAUUGCUGCUGCCGGACUGUUUGCUCUGCAAACAGACCGCAAAGACAGCUUCAGGGUCACCAGGGGGGAGUCAUUUUACAUACAGAUUGUUACAAUCGUGCUAGACUUCGCCCUGUUUGUGCUAGCUCUGUAUGAUAUGAUCUUCACACGAAGAGCUGGAGGUGACCCAACAGUGACUAAUCAGGAUCCUAGAGGGGAUGCUGCCACUACUUUUAACAACCCAGGCUUCCGUGAAAGUCGAAAUAGAGCACCAAUUUCAAUGACAGAUGCAAGUGGAAAACCAUAUUCUCAGUCACCACCAAUUGCCAGUAAUGGUAGUGUGCAAUCAGUGACCACAACUUCAUCCAAUGGUUCCACCAUAGGUUCGGGACCAAGGAGCCCACUGAGGUCAAGUCUGAAGAAGCCAAGGCCCAAACAAGAUGGAAUGGGAAUUCAAAAUCCAGGGUUUAGUGGACACUCACCAACAUUUUCAAGAAAUGGAAGUGUUAAAAAGACAGUCCGCAUCCAAACACAUAGCACGGCAGUGUGAGUUAAUCAAUAUUAUGCAAAAAAGCAUUUACACACAAUAAGGAAAACUGUCGCUGAAGACACUAAUGUGCUUAGCAAGAUGUGUUACACUUUUGAGACAUCUUAACUGAUUUUGAACAAAUUUGAUGACUUAACAGUGAUAGAUGUGAAAUGAUUGUAAUGACAAAGUUAAAUUUUCUGUACUGUAAGCAAAGUUUUUGCAUGUUAAAAUCCACAUAAAUUGUUUCAGUAUUAGCACAUUUCUCAUUCUAUGUGUGACAUUGGUCUAGGAGUAAAAAGACAUUUUAUUUUUGUCAGUGUUUUUACAUUUCUGUAAAACUGUAACAUGCUGAAUACGUUAAAUUGUUUUCUUCAUGCCAAGCUUAUCUUUUCAUGAUUAUACAUACAAAUAUUUUCUAAUUUAACUAUUCCAGAAAAAUAUUGUAGCAUAUAUAUGAGACGCAUUUGUUCAGUGUAUUGUUUCCAUUCAGUUAUAUUUGUAGCCCUUAAAUAAAUAAAAGUUCAGAUAAAAUAUUACUAAAAAGGAAACUGUAAGAAGUGGCAGUUCUGAGUAAAUGUUAGGGGCUGAUAUUAGCUCCUGGAGGAUAAAAAUCAUCCAUUCAUUAUGUUUAAAAGCAAAAGGCUCAUGUGUGAGAAAAUGUUGUGGAGCAUUAUUUUAGUACUUGUGGUCUUAUCAUAAUCAACUGAUAAUUUCUGUAAUACUAACACUUGUAACCAAAAUGAACUUUUUUUUGGCACACCAUAUUAUUUCUCGGUGCUGGAAGUUUUCAUUUUGUUCCUUCCCAACAUUAUUGAGUAAAAAAUUUAAUACAGCAUAAAUGGAAAGUCUUCCUGUAAAAGCAGCUUUCCUUCUAUAAAGUAACUGUUCACUACAUUUGAUAAGGCAUAACAUAAAAUAUAUAUCAGUUAUCUGUGUUCUGGCAGAACAAAUACAAUAACAACAGUCAAAAGAAUGAAGAGGACAGUAUCUUCACCACUGUAUUUAGCAUGCUACUUAUCCUCUGUGAGGUAUCGAUAAGCAUGUGCAUGUCUUUUCUAUCAGACUGAAAGAAUUCAGAGAAACCAUUCCCAAAAGACUGAAUCUGAAUUCUUUCACACAGCCAUUAUCUCUCAUUGUGUGAAGUCCACAUAACUUAUGUUCCAAAGACAUUAAAGGUAUUUGCUUUUUAAUAUCAGCAUUAGUAAGAACAAAACUGGAGUCAGUGACAUUAUGUAGCUGAAUGGGGAUCUUAAAAUAUUACUAUUUUAUUGCUUUGUAAAAUAUUUUAAAAUUUGAGGAGUUGUGGUGUAUGCAAAUGUAUUAUAAUGUAUAUAUAACUUCAAUAAAUCCGUCCAUGUUAUCUGCUUCUAAGUUUAUUUUAUAUUGAUUUAUAGGCAAACAGAACUUCUACUGACAUAAAUUCAGUGGUAGUUGUUUGUUGUUAUGCUGCUUCUGUAGUCAAAAAACAUUAUUCUCAUUAACUGAUAUGCAAUACAUAUUUUUACAGCUUUCAUCUGGAUUCAGUACUGCCUUCCUUUAUUUUUAAUGUUUUUUUCAUGCCCCUUAUGUCAUAUGGUCUGAAGGUGUCCAUAACACUUAUAUGUAAUCUACUUAAAAUGUAUUUGUCUCCUUGAAUGACACCCAUAAGAACAAUUAAUCAAAAAACUCAUUUGCUUGUCAGAAAAGCAGCUGUAGUGGCAAAUGCAGUGUACUACCAAUUCUGUGACUGUGUAAAGUGUACAAUAAAACUGCUACAGUGUUUUUUGGUCAGAUGAGUGCUAUGUUGUAUGGUACACUACAUCACCUCUGAUUGAUAUUCACUACAGUGUUCAAAGAACCCAUUCCCAAAAGACUGAAUCAAAGUUAUUUCACACAGCCAUGUUCUCCUGUUGUGAAACAUUCUUUUUAUUUUUAUUUUUUCUAAAAGAAAGUGGAUUUAUUUACUCUGGCAAGAGUUUCUUGUGUUCUGGCAAUGCAAAUGAUGAACUCACUUUCUUUACCAGUGUACGUGCUGCAAACUAUUACACAAUACCUCAAUCAUGUGGUGCUCACAUCUAAUGACACAGGCUGAUGCUGAUCAAUCACAACCACUGGUUCUCCACAUUCAUUACAGUCCUAUACCUGAAGAUGACUUACAGCAGCAUUUGUUUUAUUACACAUUAUCUCCCCUUCUAAGUGAAUGAUUUCAUAACUGGGGAAGGCUUUAAACCAUUGAUGGACUACACAAACUCCUUUUCCCUUGAUCUCUUAUUUCAAAUUCUGUAUCUCCUCUUCAGUAAAACCUUGCAGUUGAAAAUGCCACAGAACAGCUUGAUUACUGUUGAUAACAGAAGCUAGCUUGACUCUUUUUGGUUUAUGCACUAUUGUUGUUUCACUUUAGGAACACACUUGUAAUCUGAUACUCUCCCAAAAUUCUCUGUGGGUUCAGAUUGGCUAGCAUAAAUACCAGCUGAUAUGAGCCCCUAGAGAAUUAUAGGAAAGCAUCAGAUGUUUCACAUUAAGAUAAAACUGAGUGUGU